Messenger RNA from Amphibalanus amphitrite, 999 nucleotides. RefSeq names its product 30S ribosomal protein S1-like. Lineage: Eukaryota; Metazoa; Arthropoda; Thecostraca; Balanomorpha; Balanidae. Gene Ontology annotation, biological process: translation. Gene Ontology annotation, molecular function: structural constituent of ribosome; mRNA binding. Gene Ontology annotation, cellular component: cytosolic small ribosomal subunit. Bases 1 to 999 code for a protein of 332 amino acids. The transcript has a single exon. The record is from RefSeq and is a predicted model, not a curated record.
AUGGCAUGGCGCCGUGUGAACCACCCAUCCGAGAUUCUCACAAUCGGUGAGACCAUCAAGGUUCAGGUGAUCAAGAUCAACAAAGAAACCCACCGUAUCUCCCUCGGCAUGAAACAGCUGCAGGACGAUCCAUGGGAUGCUGUUGCUGCGAAAUACCCACUGGAUUCCGUCCACAAGGGUCGCGUCACCAACAUCACCGAUUACGGUGCAUUUGUUGAACUCGAAGCCGGCGUUGAAGGCCUCGUACACGUUUCUGAAAUGUCCUGGACAAAGAAGAACGUACACCCGGGCAAAAUCGUGUCUACUUCACAAGAAGUCGAAGUCAUGGUUCUGGAAAUCGACGGUUCCAAGCGUCGUGUAUCCCUUGGUCUGAAACAGACCAUGCGCAACCCAUGGGAAGUGUUCGCUGAGAACAACCCAGUUGGCACCGAAGUUGAAGGUGAAGUUAAGAACAUCACUGAAUUCGGUCUGUUCAUCGGUCUCGACAACGAAAUCGACGGCAUGGUUCACCUGUCAGAUCUGACAUGGGAAGGCCGUGGCGAAGAUGUGAUCGGCGACUACCGCAAAGGUGAAAUGGUUCAGGCCGUUGUAACCGAAGUGGACGUUGAAAAAGAACGCAUCUCUCUCUCCGUUAAAGCACUGGGCGGCGAUCCGUUCGCUGAAGUUGCUGACGGCGUGAAGCGCGGUUCUAUCAUCACUGUUGAAGUGACUGCGAUCGAAGAUGGCGGCGUGGAAGUUGACUAUGAAGGCAUGAAAUCCUUCAUCCGUCGUUCCGACCUGUCCCGUGACCGUGCCGAGCAGCGCCCAGAGCGCUUUCAGGUUGGUGACAAGCUUGACGUACGUGUAACCAACGUUGAUGCGAAAACCCGUCGUCUGGGUCUGUCCAUCAAAGCACGUGAGAUCGCUGAAGAGAAAGAAGCAGUGGAACAGUAUGGUUCUUCUGACUCUGGCGCGUCCCUGGGUGAUAUCCUUGGCGCAGCUCUGAAGUCUGACGACUGA